Molecule: messenger RNA, 760 nt
Organism: Nelumbo nucifera (sacred lotus)
Lineage: Eukaryota; Viridiplantae; Streptophyta; Magnoliopsida; Proteales; Nelumbonaceae
Gene: CPISCA
Product: chloroplast-localized ISCA-like protein
Biological process (GO): iron-sulfur cluster assembly
Cellular component (GO): chloroplast stroma
Molecular function (GO): protein-macromolecule adaptor activity; iron-sulfur cluster binding
Source: RefSeq, a predicted model, not a curated record
GGAAAAGAAAAGAAAAAGGAAAACUUGACGAUUCGCUCCAUUUCUUCGUUUAGAACUUUGCCUAACUCUCUUUUUCUGUUUUCUGUUGCGAUCUCUCUAAUGGCGUUCUCUGCGAACAUUCAGAGUCCAUCUUUUUGCCGUUUGCCCAUAUACUCGCCCGUGCCCAGAACUUCUAAUUCCGUUUAUUUUCGAUAUUCGCCUUCAAAUCUCAAUAGGAAACCAAUCUCGAUUCGAUCAAGUUUAGUUACAGCACCACCAACCUCUGGGGGUUUUGCACCUGCAAUUUCUCUGACGGAGAAUGCAUUGAAACAUUUGAAUAAGAUGAGGUCUGAGAGGAAUGAGGACUUGUGCCUAAGAAUUGGUGUUAAGCAGGGUGGAUGCUCUGGCAUGUCUUACACAAUGGAGUUUGAGAGCAGAGAAAACACAAGACCUGAUGACUCAGUCAUUGAAUACAAUGGUUUUGUGAUUGUUUGCGACCCCAAGAGCCUUCUCUUCCUAUAUGGAAUGCAGUUGGACUUUAGCGAUGCACUUAUAGGUGGAGGUUUCUCAUUCAAGAACCCUAAUGCUACACAGACUUGUGGUUGUGGCAAAUCCUUUGCUGCUGAGAUGACAUUAUGCUUGUAGCUGCACUGAACAUGCUUAUGCAUACACUACAGAGUUCAGUGGUGGUCAACUCUUACUUAAUUGCUCAUGCGUAUACUUUGGCGGUUCUAUUACCAUAUUAGACGCUCAAUGGAAUCCAUUCCUUUCUGUUAAAGUA